Messenger RNA from Rattus rattus (black rat), 1482 nucleotides. RefSeq names its product keratin-associated protein 16-1. The record is from RefSeq and is a predicted model, not a curated record. The coding region runs from base 1 to 1482 and encodes 493 amino acids. Gene Ontology annotation, cellular component: keratin filament. NCBI's taxonomy places the organism in Eukaryota, Metazoa, Chordata, Mammalia, Rodentia, Muridae. The transcript has a single exon.
AUGGCUGGCUGCUGUUGCUCUAGGAAAUGCCCCUCCCUGCCCGCCAUCUCCCUCUGCUCUACCGAGGUGAGCUGCGGAGGACCCAUCUGCCUACCCAGCUCCUGCCGGAGUCAGACAUGGCAGCUGGUGACUUGUGAGGACAGCUGUGGGUCCUCUGGCUGUGGCUCCCAAUGCUGUCAGCCCUCAUGUUCCGUGAGCAGUUGCUGCCAGCCAGUGUGCUGCGAGGCCACCAUUUGCGAGCCCUCCUGUUCUGUGAGCAGCUGUGCCCAACCUGUGUGUUGCGAGGCCACCAUUUGUGAGCCUUCCUGCUCCAUGAACACCUGUGCCCAACCUGUGUGCUGUGAGGCCACCAUUUGUGAGCCAUCUUGCUCCAUGAACACCUGUGCCCAACCUGUGUGCUGCGAGGCCACCCUGUGCCAGCCCGUGUGUUGUGAGACGACAUCCUGUCAGCCUGUCCUCUGCUUGCCCACCUCCUGCCAGCCAGUGAUCUGUAAACCCAGCUGCUGCCAGCCAGUCAUCUGCGAGCCCAGCUGUUGCUCAGCUGUCUGCACUGUGCCUGCUUCCUGCCAACCAAUGAUCUGUGAGCCUGUGGUUUGUGAGCCUGCUUGCUGCCAGCCAGUAUGCCCGACACCUAGCUGCUGUCCAUCUGUCUGCUCUGCAACCAGUAGCUGCCAGCCGGUCGACUGUGAGUCCAGUCCCUGUGAGCCACCUUGCUCAGAGGCCAGUGCUUGUCAGCCAACUGCGUGUAUGGCUCUGGUGUGUGAGUCUGUUUGUCUCCGUCCUGUCUGCUGUGUCCAGGGCCCUUGUGAGCCACCAUGUGGUUCUAGCAGCUGCCAAGACUCCUCAGGUUGCGUCUCCAGUAUUUGCCAACCUGUCUGCCCUGAGCCCAGCCCUUGCCUACCAUCGGUGUGUGUGCCCAGUCCAUGCCAACCUUCCUGCUACAUAGUCAAACGAUGCCGUUCUGUCUGCUGUGAGCCUGUUUCCUGCCCAUCUCCCUCCUGCCAACCUGCUUGCUGCCGUCCUGGGUCUUCUGCAUCUGCUAUCUGCCAACCAGCUUGCCCACCUCGGACUUUCUACAUACCCAGUUCCUGCAAGCCACCUUGUAGUCCAGUUUCUUGCCGCCCUAUUUGCCGCCCCAUCUGUUCUGGACCCAUCACCUUCAGGCAACCAUAUGUGACAUCCAUCACUUACCGCCCUGCCUGCUACCGCUCCUGCUACUCCAUACUACGCCGUCCCACCUGCCUAGCUUCUUACUCCUACCGCCCUGUCUGCUCCCGCCAGCCUUGCACCGAUUCUGACAGCGAUAAGACUGACUGCAAAAAGCCAACUUCCAGUCAACCCGACUGUGCUGACUCAACACCUGGCAAGACAGAGGUCCCAGAUGAGACUCCCUGCCAGCCUUCUGAGAACAAACCCGCCAGCCCCAUCACCCGUGAGGCAGCAGCCCCCCAGACUGCUGCCAGCAAGCCUGCUGACCGCUAA